This is a messenger RNA of Lineus longissimus, 1875 nucleotides long. RefSeq names its product serine--tRNA ligase, mitochondrial-like. Gene Ontology annotation, cellular component: mitochondrion. The coding region runs from base 143 to 1534 and encodes 463 amino acids. NCBI's taxonomy places the organism in Eukaryota, Metazoa, Nemertea, Pilidiophora, Heteronemertea, Lineidae. The transcript has 2 exons. The record is from RefSeq and is a predicted model, not a curated record. Gene Ontology annotation, biological process: mitochondrial seryl-tRNA aminoacylation. Gene Ontology annotation, molecular function: tRNA binding; serine-tRNA ligase activity; ATP binding.
GUCUCUGUAUUGAGUGAAUGAGUUAUACCGCACCAUUAGAAGUUUUGCCAUCAAAUUCAACUUUUUUCAAAGAAACAACAAUUUGCAAGUGAAGAGUUCGUAUCAUACCACAUAUUCAAGCCAAAAACUCAAACUAAAAGAGAUGAAACAAAUGAAAUCAUCCUUAUUGUGUGUAGGAUUUCGGCGAAUAGUUUCCUAUGGAACGCCAUCACAAGCAAAUGUGCUUAGUUGUUUGUCUAAGGCGAAGCCAAAGGCAAAGGUGUCAACAACAAGGGCAUUUAGCUCAUCAACCGCAUCCGAGAUGAAGACCAAACCAUUAUUGAAUCGCCCGGAGUAUGACUGGCUGUUCCUAUGUAAUCCUGCCUUCACUGAAGAACUUGAACAAAACAUAGUAUACAGGAAAGGUGUCGGAGACAUCAGGAAAGUUCUUGAACUGUACAAAAAACUUGAGAGUACUACUAAAGAUGCCGAUGCAGACACAAUUAAAGAAGAGCUAUUGGAUGCAGCGUCUCACCUCCCAAAUAUAUCUCACCCAUCAUCUCCUGUUGGGGAGGAAAGUUGUGCAGAAGUUGUUGACACUUUUGGUACGAAGAGAGACUUUAGCUUUCAACCCAAGGGUGUGGUGGAACUGGGUGCUUAUCUGGGCAUUCUCAGGACAAAAGAUUUAGGUUUGACGACUGGUCAAAGGACAUACUACUUCAUUGGUGCCUUAGCCAAAUUAGAACAGGCCUUGAUUCAGUAUUCUUUAGAUAAACUUGUCAACAGUGGGUUUACUCUUGUAUCUGUCCCAGAUUUGAUCGCGCCAGAGAUCAUUGAAGCAUGUGGCUUCAACACGACUGGCACAAGGACACAGGUUUAUAAACUAGGUACACGCCAUGGAGACAUGUGUUUGGCAGGCACUGCUGAGAUGUCUUUGGCUGGCAUGUUCAUGAAUAAAGUCCUCCAGGACACGGAGCUACCGAAAAAAGUAGCGGCAGUGAGUCGUUGCUAUCGUGCAGAGACGUCAAGCGUUGAGGAAGAAUCCGGUAUUUACCGAGUUCACCACUUCACGAAAGUUGAAAUGUUUGGUGUGACUGCCAAUGAGUCGGGAGAAGAAAGUGAGGCACUAUUCAAUGAGUUUGUGGAUAUUCAGAAAGAACUGUUCGCGGGACUUGGGUUGAAUUUUCAGAUUCUUAAUAUGCCUACUCAGGAGCUAGGUGCACCUGCCUACAAGAAAUAUGAUAUUGAGGCUUGGAUGCCCCAUAAGAAAUUCUAUGGCGAGAUUUCAAGCACAUCUAAUUGCACUGAUUAUCAAAGUAGACGAUUGCAUAUGAAAUAUGUUGAUGAUCGUUAUGCUGUUCAUCAUGUCCACACUGUCAACGGUACUGCCUGUGCCAUCCCUCGGAUGGUUAUGGCUGUUCUGGAGAACUAUCAGAAUAAAGAUGGCUCAAUUACUGUUCCCGAGAGACUUGUGGAGUACAUGGGAAUGGACAGGAUAGUAAAAGACUGUGAACCACCCAUCAUGCAAUGGAUUAAAAAAGUAAAGAAGACUUGAUUAUAAGUUUGGUGUCAUAAAGUACUUGGCACAUUUGCCUAGCUCUCAAUAAGCUAUGCCCGCUUAUCUGUGUGCUCCAGGUAUCAAUUACUAUCCAUCCUCUUGCAAUGCAGGACCUACAACACGACUUCUCCUUACGCGAGGGAGCAAGUAUGUAUCAAGUGAAAUGGCCUGAUAUUGUCAGGAUGAGUACUAUCGUACUAGAGGAGAAGCAUUUGAAGUAGGGCUCACAGAGAGACUUCAACUUGCAGAUAAUACAGCUUCACAGAAAAGACAAUGAAAAAGAUUUUAAAUUCAUUACAUUGUAUUACUACAGUUCUGCUCAUUCUUUUAUUUACAAA